Plasmodium coatneyi is the source of this 1188-nucleotide messenger RNA. RefSeq lists its product as uncharacterized. The coding region runs from base 1 to 1188 and encodes 395 amino acids. The transcript has a single exon. Gene Ontology annotation, biological process: regulation of signal transduction; regulation of dephosphorylation. The record is from RefSeq and is a predicted model, not a curated record. Gene Ontology annotation, molecular function: protein phosphatase 2A binding. Lineage: Eukaryota; Apicomplexa; Aconoidasida; Haemosporida; Plasmodiidae. Gene Ontology annotation, cellular component: cytosol.
AUGGGGGAACCGCACAACGCAGCAGUCCUCUACGACGAGCUGUACCUCCUCUUCGAUGACUACAUCGUAAAAAACAGCAAGCAACCCAGCACGUACGAGUCGAUCUUUCGUAAGAAGGAGUUUCUCGAGUUUGCAAAGCUCCAUGGCACCACCGCAGUAGGGACUUCCCCCAAAAAAUCGAUAAAGAACAAAGACGAAAUAAUAGACGAACUUAUUUACGCAUUUAAGCUCUUCGCAAAGUACACAAGCACAUGUGAUUUUUUCUCCAAAAAUGAAGAAGUAGACGACAUAAACACGUCGUAUUUGAAAUUCCUACUCAUCCCAUACAUACUGGGGGUUCUAUGCUACGAAACCAUAAGCAUGGAUAUACGAAGCGACCGGUUGAAAGACGCAAAGUUGUACUUUGCUGAAUUCAUUAACGUGGUAAAUUUGUAUAAUAUAGCUCCAGUGGAAGACUACCUCCUGGAUGAAGUCGGGGAUGCGUCACAUCCCAUGAACAGGAGAAACAUAAAGGUUAAAAGAGCCAAGGACGAAAAGAAGUUUCAGGACUUCUACGAUGAGAUGGUUAAAACGAACGUGAAGAAAGGUGCCUCUGAAAAUUGUAACCACUCCAGCUUCGCUAAUCACAUGGAGGAGGAACAACUUAGGGAAGUGUACCUCUCCCUGAUCAAGUGCAAAUGCCUGCAGACGCUUAACAUGCUGGACCUGAUAGACACGGAGCUGGAGGUCCUGGAAAUGCGCAACAGGCAACACCAAAACGGGCAGCUUACACACGAUCCGAAGCAGCCAAAUCAUGGGCAAACCCCCCAGAGCAACCACCCAAAGGAUGGCGUGAAGAAACCCUGGCUUUUCACCAUUAAAAAGAACAUGCCUCUUGCCGACCGGACCCAAAUGAGGAACUACUACAGGGACCUCGUCUUCACCCCCGCACAUAACUUACCCACCAUAUCGCUAGAGGAGUGUGCAAAAAUCGAAAUGGAGUACGCCCUCAAGGGGGAGGGAACGAAAAACGGUGCUUCGAAAAACGGUGCUGCGAAAAACGGUACUGCGAAAAACGGCACCGAUGAGGAAGACGACUACGAAAAAUGUUCCAACGAAAGCGAGAAGGAACUCAAGGACAGAGAGUGGGACGACUGGAAAGACAUGCACCAGAAGGGAAUUGGGAACAAAAACAGAAACGUUGCUUGA